Molecule: messenger RNA, 2544 nt
Organism: Chaetomium strumarium
Lineage: Eukaryota; Fungi; Ascomycota; Sordariomycetes; Sordariales; Chaetomiaceae
Product: heat shock protein 70 family
Exons: 3
Coding region: 202-2217 (671 amino acids)
Biological process (GO): protein folding
Cellular component (GO): mitochondrion; cytoplasm
Molecular function (GO): ATP-dependent protein folding chaperone; ATP binding
Source: RefSeq, a predicted model, not a curated record
GUUUUCGAACGGUUUCGAUGCUGCCUCUGAAUUUUUUUUUCACUCCCCGUCUCCCAUACAAAAGACCAUUACCGAUCCUCUAUCACUCCCCUCCCUUCAUCUCGAUCAAAUUCCACACUCCCAUCCGUCUGUGGUUUGCUUCCUUCGCGGACCUGUGAACCCGCUUAAAGUGCUAUUCGUUUUAAUUAGAACUCAAUCACAAUGAUGGCCACACGGCUUUCGCGUGCUCUCCCCAGGGCAAGCUCAAUAGCUUCCCGCUCCUCGGGCCUGCUUCGCAGGACGCCCGCCUUCUCGCGGUUUGAGUCCACAGAUGAGAAGGUCAAGGGCGCUGUUAUCGGUAUUGAUCUUGGCACAACAAACUCUGCCGUCGCCAUCAUGGAGGGCAAGACACCCAGGAUCAUUGAGAACUUGGAAGGUGCUCGGACAACACCGUCGGUUGUGGCCUUCGCUGAGGACGGCGAGCGGCUAGUCGGUGUUGCUGCGAAGCGCCAAGCUGUCGUCAACCCAGAAAACACCCUCUUCGCCACCAAGCGGUUAAUUGGACGCAAGUUCACCGACCCCGAGGUGCAGCGUGAUAUCAAGGAGGUCCCCUACAAGAUCGUCCAGCACACAAACGGCGAUGCGUGGGUUGAGGCCCGCGGUCAGAAAUACUCGCCCUCGCAGAUUGGUGGCUUCGUCCUCCAAAAGAUGAAGGAGACUGCCGAGGCUUACCUCAGCAAGCCCGUCAAGAACGCUGUCGUCACAGUUCCCGCCUACUUCAACGAUUCUCAGCGUCAGGCCACCAAGGAUGCUGGUCAAAUUGCCGGCCUGAACGUCCUCCGUGUCGUCAACGAACCGACAGCCGCCGCCCUUGCCUACGGUCUGGAGAAGGAGCAGGAUCGUGUUGUUGCGGUCUACGAUCUCGGUGGUGGUACUUUCGAUAUCUCGGUCCUCGAGAUCCAGAACGGCGUCUUCGAGGUCAAGUCGACCAACGGUGACACUCAUCUUGGUGGUGAGGACUUCGACAUCCACCUUGUUCGCCAUCUCGUCCAACAAUUCAAGAAGGAGUCCGGAAUUGAUCUCUCCAACGACCGCAUGGCUAUCCAGAGAAUUCGCGAGGCUGCCGAGAAGGCGAAGAUCGAGUUGUCUUCGUCUCUCCAGACCGAUAUCAAUCUCCCCUUCAUCACCGCUGAUGCUUCCGGCCCCAAGCACAUCAACCAGAAGCUUACCCGCGCUCAGCUGGAGGCGAUGAUGGACCCCCUCAUCAAGAGGACAGUCGAGCCAGUCCGCAAGGCCCUGAAGGAUGCCAACCUGCAGGCCAAGGAUAUCCAGGAGGUCAUUCUCGUCGGUGGUAUGACUCGCAUGCCCAAGGUUUCGGAGUCCGUCAAGAGCAUCUUCGGCCGUGACCCGGCCAAGUCGGUCAAUCCAGAUGAGGCUGUUGCCAUUGGUGCCGCCAUCCAGGGUGCGGUCCUCUCCGGUGAGGUCAAAGACCUGCUUCUCCUCGACGUUACCCCUCUCUCGCUUGGUAUUGAGACCCUCGGCGGAGUCUUCACCCGCCUAAUCAACCGCAACACCACCAUCCCCACCAAGAAGUCCCAGGUUUUCUCUACCGCCGCCGACUUCCAGACUGCUGUCGAGAUCAAGGUCUACCAGGGUGAGCGCGAGCUCGUUAAGGACAACAAGCUCCUCGGCAACUUCCAGCUCGUCGGCAUUCCCCCGGCUCACCGUGGUGUGCCUCAGAUCGAGGUCACCUUCGACAUUGACGCCGACUCGAUUGUCCACGUCCAUGCUAAGGACAAGUCGACCAACAAGGACCAAUCCAUCACCAUUGCCUCCGGCUCUGGCCUCUCAGAGUCUGAGAUUCAACGCAUGGUUGAGGACUCUGAGAAGUAUGCCGAGCAGGACAAGGAGCGCAAGGCUGUCAUCGAGACUGCCAACCGCGCCGACAGCGUUGUGAACGACACCGAGAAGGCCCUCAACGAGUAUGCCGACAAGCUUGACAAGAGCGAGGCCGACCAGAUCCGCGAGAAGAUCACGUCUCUGCGGGAGUUCGUUGCCAAGGCCCAGUCCGGUGAGAUCACUGCGACCGCGGCCGAGAUCAAGGAGAAGACGGAUGAGCUCCAGGUGGCCAGCCUGAACCUGUUCGACAAGAUGCACAAGGCCCGUGCCGACUCUGGUGAGGCCAGCCAGAGCACGGAGGGCGCUGAGGGUGAGAAGAAGGACGAGAACAAGCCUUAAAACUUCAUACCACGCCAUUGACCUUUUAUACCCCUCAACUUUCUUUCUCGUGUGUCUGACUAGGUUGGAGCGGUGUCCUCCAGUGUAUAUUUCUGUAUUCAUAACUUGCGUUUGCUGGACACUCAUGAGGGUCAUCCACGUGUUUACUUCGCAGGCGGCGGAAGGCGUUUGAGCAUAAAAUCUGCUGCUUUGUUUUGGGCAGGAUCAUCUCACGAAUCUGAUGAUAAGGUGGGCUGGAACGGGGGAAUGGGGGCUGGAUAAAGCUGGCACACGGCGUGUUUGUAGAUGUACACGAUGACAAGAACAAUGUAAUCUGACUCCCCCCUC